AUGUCCUCAUCAUCCUCAUCAUCCUCAUCAUCCUCAUCAUCCUCAUCAUCCUCAUCAUCCUCAUCAUCCUCAUCAUCCUCAUCAUCCUCAUCAUCCUCAUCAUCCUCAUCAUCCUCAUCAUCCUCAUCAUCCCCAUCCUCCCAUCAUCCUCAUCAUCCUCAUCAUCCUCAUCAUCCCCAUCCUCCCCAUCAUCCUCAUCAUCCUCAUCAUCCUCAUCAUCCUCAUCAUCCUCAUCAUCCUCAUCCUCCCCAUCAUCCUCAUCAUCCCCAUCCUCCCCAUCAUCCUCAUCAUCCUCAUCAUCCUCAUCAUCCUCAUCAUCCUCAUCAUCCUCAUCAUCCUCAUCAUCCUCAUCAUCCUCAUCAUCCUCAUCAUCCUCAUCAUCCUCAUCAUCCUCAUCAUCCUCAUCAUCCUCAUCAUCCUCAUCAUCCUCAUCAUCCUCAUCAUCCUCAUCAUCCUCAUCAUCCUCAUCAUCCUCAUCAUCCUCAUCAUCCUCAUCAUCCUCAUCAUCCUCAUCAUCCUCAUCAUCCUCAUCAUCCUCAUCAUCCUCAUCAUCCUCAUCAUCCUCAUCAUCCUCAUCAUCCUCAUCAUCCUCAUCAUCCUCAUCAUCCUCAUCAUCCUCAUCAUCCUCAUCAUCCUCAUCAUCCUCAUCAUCCUCAUCAUCCUCAUCAUCCUCAUCAUCCUCAUCAUCCUCAUCAUCCUCAUCAUCCUCAUCAUCCUCAUCAUCCUCAUCAUCCUCAUCAUCCUCAUCAUCCUCAUCAUCCUCAUCAUCCUCAUCAUCCUCAUCCUCCCCAUGUCCUCAUCAUCCUCAUCCUCCCCAUCAUCCUCAUCAUCCUCAUCCUCCCCAUCAUCCUCAUCAUCCUCAUCCUCCCCAUGUCCUCAUCAUCCUCAUCCUCCCCAUCAUCCUCAUCAUCCUCAUCCUCCCCAUCAUCCUCAUCAUCCUCAUCCUCCCCAUCAUCCUCAUCAUCCCUCAUCCUCAUCAUCCUCAUCAUCCUCAUCAUCCUCAUCAUCCUCAUCAUCCUCAUCAUCCUCAUCAUCCUCAUCAUCCUCAUCAUCCUCAUCAUCCUCAUCAUCCUCAUCAUCCUCAUCAUCCUCAUCAUCCUCAUCAUCCUCAUCAUCCUCAUCAUCCUCAUCAUCCUCAUCAUCCUCAUCAUCCUCAUCAUCCUCAUCAUCCUCAUCAUCCUCAUCAUCCUCAUCAUCCUCAUCAUCCUCAUCAUCCUCAUCAUCCUCAUCAUCCUCAUCAUCCUCAUCAUCCUCAUCAUCCUCAUCAUCCCCAUCAUCCUCAUCAUCCUCAUCCUCCCCAUCAUCCUCAUCAUCCUCAUCCUCCCCAUCAUCCUCAUCAUCCUCAUCCUCCCCAUCAUCCUCAUCAUCCUCAUCCUCCCCAUCAUCCUCAUCAUCCCCAUCCUCCCCAUCAUCCUCAUCAUCCUCAUCAUCCUCAUCAUCCUCAUCAUCCUCAUCAUCCUCAUCAUCCUCAUCAUCCUCAUCAUCCUCAUCAUCCUCAUCAUCCUCAUCAUCCUCAUCAUCCUCAUCAUCCUCAUCAUCCUCAUCAUCCUCAUCAUCCUCAUCAUCCUCAUCAUCCUCAUCAUCCUCAUCAUCCUCAUCAUCCUCAUCAUCCUCAUCAUCCUCAUCAUCCUCAUCAUCCUCAUCAUCCUCAUCAUCCUCAUCAUCCUCAUCAUCCUCAUCAUCCUCAUCAUCCUCAUCAUCCUCAUCAUCCUCAUCAUCCUCAUCAUCCUCAUCAUCCUCAUCAUCCUCAUCAUCCUCAUCAUCCUCAUCAUCCUCAUCAUCCUCAUCAUCCUCAUCAUCCUCAUCAUCCUCAUCAUCCUCAUCAUCCUCAUCAUCCUCAUCAUCCUCAUCAUCCUCAUCAUCCUCAUCAUCCUCAUCAUCCUCAUCAUCCUCAUCAUCCUCAUCAUCCUCAUCAUCCUCAUCAUCCUCAUCAUCCUCAUCAUCCUCAUCAUCCUCAUCAUCCUCAUCAUCCUCAUCAUCCUCAUCAUCCUCAUCAUCCUCAUCAUCCUCAUCAUCCUCAUCAUCCUCAUCAUCCUCAUCAUCCUCAUCCUCCCCAUCAUCCUCAUCAUCCUCAUCCUCCCCAUCAUCCUCAUCAUCCUCAUCCUCCCCAUCAUCCUCAUCAUCCUCAUCCUCCCCAUCAUCCUCAUCAUCCCCAUCCUCCCCAUCAUCCUCAUCAUCCUCAUCAUCCUCAUCAUCCUCAUCAUCCUCAUCAUCCUCAUCAUCCUCAUCAUCCUCAUCAUCCUCAUCAUCCUCAUCAUCCUCAUCAUCCUCAUCAUCCUCAUCAUCCUCAUCAUCCUCAUCAUCCUCAUCAUCCUCAUCAUCCUCAUCAUCCUCUGUUCAUCGCUUCCCUAG
Messenger RNA from Closterium sp. Yama58-4, 2352 nucleotides. The record is from the annotation of a GenBank genome assembly. Lineage: Eukaryota; Viridiplantae; Streptophyta; Zygnematophyceae; Desmidiales; Closteriaceae.